UCUGGAACAGCAUCGCCUGCACCCCAGCACAACAUAGACAAUAUAAAAGUGGAAUACCACCCCAGUAGUGGUCGCCCUACCGAAGUGUACCACGUCGAGGACUAUGGAUGUGGUCCUGGUGCCCCAACAGCGGUUCCGAAAGCAGAUCCUACGCCCUGGCAGCCGUUUCACACUCAUAUUGACUUUGAGGUUGCAGAACUCGCCCACGAAACUGGACUCUCUCAUGAGCAGCUGGACCGGCUCAUCCAACUCAUUCAUCGCAGCAGGAGUGAAUUAUUUACCCUCCGGAAUCGCAAAGAUGUGAGAGACACGUGGGAUGCAGUGUCAUUCAAGAUGACACCUUUUACGAAGGAGGAAGUGGUUGUGCCCUUCCAAGGUAUUGAUCAGACAUUCCUGCUAUUUCAUUGUUCACUGUGGGACUGGGCUGCAGAUCUACUUCAAGAUCUGCAAGUAGGUCCAUAUUUUGUCUUUGAUGCCCAAAGGCUUUCAAAGUUCAAUGGCGAGAAGUUUGUUCGGUUCAUUCACGAGCCAUGGACCGCUAAUGCAUUCUGGGAAUAUCAAGUAGGUCAUGCUCUUAUUAAUAUCAUGUUAAGUGUCUGCGUCGUAUAUACCAACCGAAUAUUAUCAUAG
This is a messenger RNA of Suillus paluster, 630 nucleotides long. RefSeq lists its product as uncharacterized. The transcript is spliced from 2 exons. The record is from RefSeq and is a predicted model, not a curated record. The annotation marks the transcript as partial. NCBI's taxonomy places the organism in Eukaryota, Fungi, Basidiomycota, Agaricomycetes, Boletales, Suillaceae.